CAGAGGUUCAAAAGAGCUCAAGAAUGCUCCAGCUUCCCUCGCAGCCUUGACUCUCUCUCUAUCGCUCUUUGUCCAACUCCUUCAUUCUCUUUUACUCGAAAAUCACCAGCUGUCCGGUCCUACACUCCUCUCUAUCUGUACACUUGACUCCGCACACUCUACUGAAUCGUUGGCUCUUCCGCACCCACUUUGGGCCAAGGUACUUAAGAUCUCCCAGAUCUUCCGCUGACUGGUUACACACAUCACAGAGUCUAAUUGAACACUCCGCAAUUUUUUCCUCUCUGACGCCUUUCCCCGCCUACGUAGUUGAUUACGUCGGGGCGAAGAACAGGCCUCUCUGCCUGUUGCUCACUGGACGGCUAUUGUUUUGCGCCUCUUGGGUCUUGGUUCUCAUAUUGCUCGUCAUGUCUCUGACGCGAGUUGCCUCCGUCGAUGGCUUCGAGCGAGAACGACCAGGCUCGAGUUCGUCGUCGCGAAGGAGGAUGAGUUUCAAUCCUUUCAGUGAUCAGCUUCCACCGGCUCAUAGGAAGGCCAGUGUGGUCACGGAAGCUCUGCAAUUCGAGGAGGUUUCCAAGCAAAAGCGACUAGUACAGGUAAUCAUCGCGAUAAUCUAUUGCCUCUUUGCUGCCGGUAUUGUCUUUGGCUAUGCUGCCAUCAAACCAGUUCUCAUCGAUGAGGGCGUCUUCUCGGACCUGUGCACACCAGACGAGCUGGAGAGCCAUACUUCGCCAUGCUAUCAACAAGAGAUUCGCCUGAACUUGAUGUUCACCGUUGCAGCAGUAUCAACGAAUGUCGCAGCCCUUCCUAUUGGGACCAUCCUCGACCGGUAUGGCCCAAGGGUCUGUGGUAUCAUCGGAAGCAUCUUCCUACUCGUAGGCUCUUUGCUGUUCUCCUUCGCCGCCAAGGUUGGCGGCGACCUCUUCACUCCGGGCUACUUCUUUUUGGCACUGGGCGGUCCAUUCGUCUUCAUUUCCUCCUUUCAGCUGUCCAACACAUUCCCUCGAAACUCGGGCCUCAUCCUGGCCCUACUGACCGGCGCAUUCGAUUCCUCCUCGGCACUGUUCCUCGUCUUCCGACUCGUCUACGAAGCUACUGGCGGCAAGCUCAACACUCAUCGGCUCUUUCUCAUCUACCUGGUGGUGCCUGUUUUUAUCUUUAUCGUCCAAGUCUUUGUCAUGCCCCGAGACUCCUACAAGACCGUCAGUGAGGUCGUCAAGGAUGCAGAAGAAGAAAUCAACGCCCCAACACCACCCGAGGCCUCCCAAGAAGAGAUUCAAGUCUACCGCGAGCGCAGGGAAAGCACCAUCGCCGAGGUCAGCCUGUUGCUGGAUAAGACCACCAACACCAAACGCCAGAAACGCGAGGAGAACAAGAACAGCAAGUCCGGCGUCUGGGGAGCCCUGCAUGGCCAUUCUGCCUUGAACCAAAUCAAGACGCCGUGGUUUUGGUUAAUCACCCUCUUUACGGUCGUUCAGAUGACUCGUAUCAACUACUUCGUCGCAACUAUUCGUCCACAAGAGCGGUAUCUACUUGGCUCAGAACACAAAGCGAAACUUGUCAACGAUUUUUUCGAUGUUGCCCUUCCUCUGGGCGGCAUACUCAGCAUCCCCUUCAUCGGCACGCUCCUUGACCAUACGUCAACGCCGUUCGCCCUGGGCUUCCUGGUCGUCACUGCCACCAUCAUUGGCGUUCUGGGAUGCCUACCGUACAUGUGGGCCGCGAUCGCCAACGUUUGCCUGUUUGUCGUGUAUAGACCAUUCUACUAUACCACCGUCUCUGAUUACUCGGCAAAAGUAUUCGGCUUUCAAACAUUUGGCAAGGUCUACGGGCUAAUCAUCUGUCUGGCGGGCCUCUUCAACUUCCUGCAAUCACCCCUCGAUGCGGCCACGCAUGUAGUGUUCAAACUCAACCCGAUCCCCGUAAACGUCAUUCUUCUGAGCGUCGCGGUCAUUGUGGGCACGGCUCUGGUCACCUUCACCUACCUCAAGAGCCGAAACAUGAAACGGGAACACCUUGAGGACGAGGCCGAAGGUGCAGCGGAGACAUUGAUGCCCAGUGCCAAUGGUUCUGGCUAUGGCACGCAAGGAUAGAUGUGCCGAUGAGAUUACGGAGGAGCUUUUUCCUGUGUUGCUGUUGCAUCACUGCGUAUGGAGCAUGUGUUUCAGAAACGGCCGAUGCUUAAGCUGUCUUGUCACGAGAUCGUACAGUAUGUGUGGGUAUUUGUCUCGUCAACUUUAAGUCGGAGGGUAUCUUGUUUGAGCAUGGCGUUGCACGCUGGGAUGGGCUCUGAAAAAACUCUCGAUUGCGAGCCAAAGUUACGGAAUAGGAUGAUUAUGUUUUUUGGGUCUGAGCAGAGUACAGAAUGCGGACUUAUGUUGAAUCCAAGGAAGCGAGUCCGGCGAUCAAGGAUUGUACAUGACCG
Molecule: messenger RNA, 2422 nt
Organism: Exophiala oligosperma
Lineage: Eukaryota; Fungi; Ascomycota; Eurotiomycetes; Chaetothyriales; Herpotrichiellaceae
Exons: 2
Coding region: 405-2090 (561 amino acids)
Biological process (GO): transmembrane transport
Cellular component (GO): fungal-type vacuole membrane
Molecular function (GO): transmembrane transporter activity
Source: RefSeq, a predicted model, not a curated record